Salvia miltiorrhiza (redroot sage) is the source of this 2446-nucleotide messenger RNA. Its product is annotated as proline-rich receptor-like protein kinase PERK5. The record is from RefSeq and is a predicted model, not a curated record. Gene Ontology annotation, biological process: protein phosphorylation. NCBI's taxonomy places the organism in Eukaryota, Viridiplantae, Streptophyta, Magnoliopsida, Lamiales, Lamiaceae. The transcript is spliced from 7 exons. Bases 334 to 2319 code for a protein of 661 amino acids. Gene Ontology annotation, molecular function: protein kinase activity; ATP binding.
GGGGCAGCCCUCGUAAGAUAGCAACUAACACAAUUCGCAUAAUUUCUCUGUCUUACCUUUCAAGGCGUUCAACCUCUUGGCUUUCUCAAAAAAACCAAAAAAAAAACAAAGAGAGAGACAGAGCACAAGUCAAAUCAUGUUGAUCAUCCCAUGAAUUAGGGAUUUCGUAAGUUGAAAUUGUCUUCUGCUCCGUGCAAUUUCAUGAUCCAUCAUCAAGAUUGAAGAAAUCGUUGUUGGUUUUACAGAAAACGGCGAAUUCAUGCAUGUGAUCUUCAUGUAAUGGACAUACAUCAAUGAAGGUGGAGUUUCGUGUUCCGGCUUAAUUAAAUCAUUAUGUCGUCGUCGGAGGCUACUGCGCCAUCAUCAUCAUCUUCGGAAGAAUCUCCGCCAUCUCCUUCUUCAACAUCGCCUCCAUCAGAGUCUACGCCGCCGCCGCCUUCUCCUUCGGCAUCAACGCCGCCCCCUCCCUCUCCAGCAUCAACUCCGCCCCCUCCCUCACCCUCACCCCCAGCAGCCACCUCUCCGCCUCCGCCUUCUCCCACCCCUUCCCCUCCAACCUCGCCACCUCCCGCACCACCAACUUCUUCCCCUCCGCCGCCCUCCUCCCCUCCUCCUUCACCCCCCAAAUCCCCACCAACCCCAACAAAAUCCGAAUCCCCUCCUCCGCCAGCAUCUUCCUCCACUCCACCGCCAUCUCCUCCCGCUCAGCCGCCUCCGUCUUCGUCAACCCCGCCUCCUGCUGCUCCCGCGCAAAAUCCUCCUACUCUAGAAGCCGAUUCGUCUCCAUUGCCUGCAAUUCCUCCACCCCAGCCAAAACCUGUUUCUCCAGAAACACCUCUGUCGCCGCCUAUUAUCUCUCCCAACCCUCCACGCCCAGCCUCAGUCGCCCGCCCCGCCGGUUCGCCGCCCACUCCUCCACCGUCUCACGAUUCUCAGAAUUUAAAUGGACUUAUCAUCUUCGGAGCUAUUUCCAUAGGAGUAGUGAUCAUUCUACUUCUCUUUGUCAUCUUCUGCCUCGUGUGUAACCGGAGAAAAAGGAAAUCAGAUUAUGUAAUGGAUCCUGCACGCCAGCCUAACGGUGGAACCCAAUACUAUAACCAAGAUCCGUCGCAGUGGCAUGCUCAGCAGUCUCUGGCUCCGGCGGGAAGUUUCAUGGGCGGGUGGGGCCCGAAUUCGAGCGGGGAAUUCAGCUCUGGAUAUUCAGGGCAACAUGGUGUGAUGGGUAUGCCUCAAUCGCAAAACAUGGGAGGUAUGUAUCAGUUCAGCUACGAGGAGCUGGCCGCCGCCACCAAUGGAUUCUCUCAAUCCAACCUCCUGGGCCAAGGCGGCUUCGGCCUCGUUCACAAGGGUGUUUUGCCUGAUAGGAGAGAGGUCGCCGUCAAGAGCCUCAAGAGCGGCAGUGGCCAAGGCGAGCGCGAGUUCCAGGCGGAGGUCGAGAUCAUCAGCCGCGUCCACCACCGCCACCUCGUUUCCCUCGUCGGAUACUGCAUCGCUAAUGACAACAAACUGCUCGUCUACGAGUUUGUUCCUAAUAAGACGCUCGAGUUUCAUCUUCAUGGGAACGGUGAACCUGUGCUUGAUUGGGCGACAAGGCUUCGUAUUGCAGUUGGAUCGGCCAAGGGGCUUGCGUACCUGCAUGAAGAUUGUCUACCACGAAUUAUCCACCGUGAUAUAAAAGCUGCAAACAUUCUUAUUGACAACAACUAUGAAGCAAUGGUGGCUGAUUUCGGUUUGGCUAAACUCACUACUGAUAACCACACUCAUGUGUCCACGCGCGUAAUGGGAACUUUUGGGUACCUGGCGCCGGAAUAUGCAUCAAGUGGGAAAUUGUCGGAGAAAUCUGAUGUGUUCUCGUUCGGGGUGAUGCUGCUGGAACUCAUCACCGGCAGGAGGCCUAUCGAUCUCUCUAACAGCAUGAUGGAAGAUAGUCUAGUAGACUGGGCGAGGCCUCUUCUAAGCAAGGCGCUGGAAGACGGCAACUUCGAAGAGCUGGUGGAUCCUCGGCUGGAGGGUAAAUUCGUGGCGCACGAGCUGUCCCGAAUGGCCACGUGUGCGGCGGCCAGCAUACGCCAUUCCGCAAGAAAGCGCCCCAAAAUGAGCCAGAUAGUGCGGGCGCUGGAUGGAGACUCGUCGCUGGAGGACUUGAACGACGGGGUGAAGCCGGGGCAGAGCGCCGUCUACAACCCCAACGGGGGCUCCGACGUCUACGACACGCGCGCCUACAACGCCGAUAUGGUCAAGUUCAAGAAGAUGGUGAUGGCCUCUCAAGACUUCACCAGCAGCGAAUACGGCGACUCCACCGAGAUCGACAACCAUUGAUCUCAUCAUCUUCAUUUCUCCAUCAAACAUUCAACAUGUGUAUAUAUAUAUACCUGCUCCUUCAUCUAGGAUUUCGCCUACCAACUUAAUUAAUGCUAUUAUACAACACAUAUUUCUAAUUUUGUAA